GACUCUAUUAAGGAUUAUUGGGAGAGAAUAUUGUCCAUUCAGUCACCGUCACUUAUACAAUGGCUUCAAAAAACCGACUCCCCUCUCUCCUGCUCUCACAGCUGCUCUGUCCUAGCUACAAUAGGCAAUAUUCCAAUGGGCCGUCUUUCAGUGGAGACAAAGACACACAUACUACCUUUACUUCUAAACCUCAGCAAGGACUCUAACCCAUCUAUCAAGUCUAGUGCCAUUAGGACCCUUGGUAUAUUCAGCCAGUAUUCAAGUCAAUGUUUUACUGAUACCUUCAUACUUGACGCUUGUGUUGGUAUCACUAAUGGACUUGAUUUAAAACAGGUGGUUGCCGUUCGGAUACAAGCCAGCUGGUCAGUUGGGAACAUGACAGAUUCCUUGAUUCAUGACGAAGGAUGGAAAGAUAAGGUUCCUUUGCUCUACGAGUCUGUGGUUGUCGCAAUAGAAGGCACUGAGGAGGUGAAAGUAAAUGCUUUACUUGCAUUGUACAAGUCAGUGCUUGUCGCAAUGGAAGACAUUGAGAAGGUGAAAGUAAAUGCUUUUCGUGCUGCUGGUAAUCUCCUUCAUGUCCUCACUGAUGAAAUAUACAUGUAUUUAAAGUGUGAACAUGGUGUGAUAGAAAAGAUUUGCUCUAAAUUGGCUAAAUAUAUUAAUGUUGGUAUAAUGAAAGGCAGAGUGGAAUGCCUGCUAUGCUUGCUAUAAUGCUUUCACUAAUCCUUCCUUUCUAAAGAACUGCUCUCAGCCAAUGCUAGGAAUGAUUGAGUCUCUCUGUUCCGCUGUAGUCACUUGCAAGAAUUUUAAAGUGCGUACAAAUGCUGCUUUGGCUCUUGGUGGUCCUUUUUCU
Molecule: messenger RNA, 853 nt
Organism: Amphimedon queenslandica
Lineage: Eukaryota; Metazoa; Porifera; Demospongiae; Haplosclerida; Niphatidae
Product: HEAT repeat-containing protein 6-like
Exons: 8
Coding region: 136-711 (191 amino acids)
Molecular function (GO): protein binding
Source: RefSeq, a predicted model, not a curated record